Molecule: messenger RNA, 1104 nt
Organism: Volvox carteri f. nagariensis
Lineage: Eukaryota; Viridiplantae; Chlorophyta; Chlorophyceae; Chlamydomonadales; Volvocaceae
Exons: 5
Coding region: 451-1104 (217 amino acids)
Source: RefSeq, a predicted model, not a curated record
GUUUUAUCUAAUCAUAAUUUCCAUGGGUUGACUGCACUGCGACGCUGGAUAACGGCGAAGGGUUGCUCUACACAGCGAUUUGAAGCAAGAGGCGCAAACGAAUUGAAUUACAAGCUGAUAUUCGUCCUAUUAAGCAGUGCAAUUAAUGGCAUUUGCUAGGCGAGCACUAGCGUAAGGCUUUCUAUUAUAAUAGGACAUCACGCACGUCUGCAGUCCUCUUCCUUGCGGCAGGAUCUGCAUGCGGUACAGACGUAGUGCAGGCUAUCAUUAAGCGGUUUAGCCUCAAGAGUUAUUCAAUUUCUCGUCGCGAAGGGGCCUCAUAAACGCUUUAGCAAAUAGCCAGCUCCAUUCCACAUUUUCUGUUGCAGAUGCCGCCGAUGAACAGUUUCCGUCGCCGCAAGAGAAGCUUUCCUAACCAUAUGCAUCUUUGCUAGAGCAUGCUCCGGAACCAUGUCAACGGUGUCAACCGCAAACGCCACCUCCAUACGACGGCAAUGCCGGUUGCCUGGAUCUCUACCUCUUCGAUAUAAACAUCAACGUACCUGGUAUCGCGCAGCAUCAGGAUGGAUCUUUGGCGCCAGCCCUCCGGCUCUGUUCCCCGAGUACUUCCGUCAGUCGAGGCCAGCUGUACUGGGUGCCGUACCAACUAACCAUCCGUACAACUUCCGCGAGUCAUCUCCUUCCACCCACAGCAAGGCGCCUGUGGAGCUUUCUGCACUUGAGGCGGCCCAGCUUCGAAGUAUUUUGCAGGACCGCCGGGCCGCCCUCUUCUGGGAUUUGGACAACGUGGACUUCUUUAAGCCCGCCUGCUCAGCUCCUUUGCAAGUCCACCGGCUACGGACUCUGGUGACGGAGGCGGGAGCGCAACUCCUCAGUUGCAGGGCGUACGGCAAUACGGACACAGUACGGAGGUUGGCAGUGCUGUGCGUCUCCCAGGACACAGAUUUCGCCAGCCCUUUGCGGUACCUGUCCGAGCUUGGCAUCCCCACCUUGGCCAUAAGCCCCCACGACCCGCGACGCCGGGUAUGUAACGGUGUCAUUGUACGGCAGGUGUACGGUAUGAACGCGCACAUCUGUGUGUGUGGCGGCGGAUGCCGCACUUAG